CUGAGCGCGUCACUUCCGCUGCCGGCGCCGCGCGGAGCGGAGCUCCUCCGCCCCACCAUGCCUCUGCCCCGCCGCCUGCCUCCCCUUCGCCCUCUCCUCCUCCCCGCCCGGUGCCAGCCGGUGCCCCCCUGCCGCCGCCUCCGCGCCCCCUCGGCGGGCAGGGGCGCGGGGAUGCCCGUCUGGGGCCGCGUGGCCGUGGUGGCAGGGGCGGCGGCGGCGGCGGCGGCAGGGUGGCGGUACCUGGAGGAGGAGAAGCGGCGGCGGCGGCGGGCGCGGCGGCAGGAGGAGCUGCGGGCGCUGGCGCUGGGCCGCGGCGGGUUCCAGCUGGUGGACCACACGGGCAGGGCCCGCCGCAAGGAGGACUUCCUGGGCACCUGGGUGCUGCUCUACUUCGGCUUCACCCACUGCCCCGACGUGUGCCCCGAGGAGCUGGACAAGCUGGGCAGGGUGGUGGAGCUGCUGGAGGCGGAGGGUGCCCGGCGCGGUGCCAUCCAGCCGCUCUUCAUCACGGUGGACCCCGAGCGGGACACGGUGGAGGCGCUCGCCCGCUACCUGCGCGACUUCCACCCGCGCCUGCUGGCGCUCACCGGCAGCGCCGAGGCCGUGCGCCAGGUGGGCAGAGCCUACCGCGUCUAUGCCCAGGCGGGGCCCCCCGAUGCCAGCGGCGACUACCUGGUGGACCACAGCAUCGCCCUCUACCUGCUGGGCCCCGACGGGCACCUCCUGGACUACUACGGCAGGAGCAAGAGCGAGGAGCAGAUCGCCCGCAGCGUGCGGCACCACAUGGACACCUACCAGCCCCUGCCGCCCCCCGGGCACACCGACUGACUGGCACCACAUGGACACCUACCGGCCCCUGCCCCCCCCGGGCACACCGACUGACUGGCACCACAUGGACACCUACCAGCCCCUGCCCCCCCCCGGGCACACCGACUGACUGGCACCACAUGGACACCUACCAGCCCCUGCCACCCCCCGGGCACACCGACUGACUGGCACCACAUGGACACCUACCAGCCCCUGCCCGCCCCGGGCACACCGACUGACUGGCACCACAUGGACACCUACCAGCCCCUGCCGCCCCCCGGGCACACCGACUGACUGGCACCACAUGGACACCUACCAGCCCCUGCCCCCCCCCGGGCACACCGACUGACUGGCACCACAUGGACACCUACCGGCCCCUGCCGCCCCCCGGGCACACCGACUGACUGGCACCACAUGGGCACCUACCGGCCCCUGCCCCCCCCCGGGCACACCGACUGACUGGCACCACAUGGACACCUACCGGCCCCUGCCACCCCCCGGGCACACCGACUGACUGGCACCACCUCAGGGCAUUAAAAGUGGCACUGCUCCAGGGCAGUAAAAGUGAUUGGUGCCACAUGGGCAUCUACCAGCUCCUGCCUGUGCCCACUGAGGGGCAGAGAAGGUGCCUGGCACCAUCUUGAGAACAAUAAAACUGCUUGGCACCCA
Molecule: messenger RNA, 1476 nt
Organism: Pogoniulus pusillus (Red-fronted tinkerbird)
Lineage: Eukaryota; Metazoa; Chordata; Aves; Piciformes; Lybiidae
Gene: SCO2
Product: protein SCO2 homolog, mitochondrial
Exons: 2
Coding region: 58-828 (256 amino acids)
Biological process (GO): mitochondrial respiratory chain complex IV assembly
Source: RefSeq, a predicted model, not a curated record